AUGGAUGAAUUUAAUGACGAAGUGUUAGUUGGACUAGCUUUACAACUAGUUGGAGAUGUUUUAUUUUUCUCUUCGUCGGAAGAUAGUGAGGACGAUGAUCACGAUUUUGAACUUGCAGUGCCGUUUGUGACUGCCAAAAAUGCAAUACCUAGAAUGGAAAAUUAUGUGGAAAAUAUUGUACCUCAGUUUGACGAUGGACAAUUCAAAUCCCAUUUCCGAAUGCUCCCUGAAACGUUUGAAUUCAUAUUGAAAAUAAUUGCACCAAAAUUGGUUAGAAAAAAACCUGGCUGUCCAACUAUUCAACCUAAUAAGCAGUUGCUUUUAGCAAUUUGGAAAAUGGCAACCCCAGAUUCAUACAGGUCAAUUUGUGAAAAAUUCAAUGUAGGGAGGGCAACUGCGUUGAAAUGUGUGAGAAGAGUGGUUAAUGCUUUAGAAAUUCUAGCACCAGCUUUUAUUGCUUGGCCUAAUGAGGAAAGAUCAAUGGUCAUUAGAAAUGGAUUUUUUGCCACCAGUAACUUUCCUAAUGUCAUCGGUGCAAUAGAUGGAACCCAUAUUAAUAUUCCUGCACCUCGUGAUCAUCCAGAGUCUUACGUGAACAGGAAAGGUCACCAUUCGAUUCAACUUCAAGCCGUUUGUGACCAUCAGUGUAAAUUUAUUCACUGUUAUGCUGGAAACGUUGGAUCAGUUCAUGACCAACGAGUGUUUCGCUUAUCUGAUUUAAACGAAGACAUACACAACCCUAGUAAAUUUUUAAACAACUCUCAUAUUAUUGGUGAUGCAGCUUACACAUUGCAAGAACACUUAUUAGUACCUUACCGUGACAAUGGGCAUCUCACCGAAAAACAGAAAAACUUCAAUUUUUGUCAUUCAUCAGCAAGAAUGGCAAUUGAAAGGUCUUUUGGAUUGCUUAAAGGGCGUUUUCGCAGUCUCCUCACCACACUUGCUAUGGAGCGUGUGGAUCUCAUUCCAAAAUAUAUUAUAGCAUGCUGUGUAUUACACAAUAUAUGUUUAUUGAAGAAUGAUGAUUUUCCAAGUACAGUUGAGUUAUUACCAGAAGCCGUACAAUAUCAUGAUCAAGUAGGAGGCAAUGUUGCUGUAAACCGACUAGGUGUAAUUAAGAGAGAUGACAUUUGUGAACGAUUGUCUAUUCGUAAUGUAUAA
Messenger RNA from Macrosiphum euphorbiae (potato aphid), 1161 nucleotides. The record is from the annotation of a GenBank genome assembly. Lineage: Eukaryota; Metazoa; Arthropoda; Insecta; Hemiptera; Aphididae.